Papaver somniferum (opium poppy) is the source of this 3385-nucleotide messenger RNA. RefSeq lists its product as uncharacterized. Lineage: Eukaryota; Viridiplantae; Streptophyta; Magnoliopsida; Ranunculales; Papaveraceae. The coding region runs from base 25 to 1215 and encodes 396 amino acids. The record is from RefSeq and is a predicted model, not a curated record. The transcript is spliced from 4 exons. Gene Ontology annotation, molecular function: protein binding.
AGUUUUGCUUAGAGAGUCUGAGUGAUGGAAGAAACAAGAGUUAGGCUUUCUCACGAACAAUCAUCCAGUAAAAAAAUGAUAAAACCCCUAAACCCUCAUUUAUCAGAGGAUAUCUGCCUUGCAAUAUUUCUCCGUUGCCCUUUAGAGGAUAUCUUUAAGUUCAAGUGUAUAUCAAAGGUAUGGAAUUCUAAUCUCUCUAGCCCUAGUUUCAUUUACAAUUGGAUGCAGUACAAUUAUUCUGAUGAUCUUCCAUGGAAUCUGCUAUACAAAUAUGAAAGUGAAUGUUGUGUUGCACAUUUGUAUUCUCACUCUCGAUUGAUUUCGAAUCAUUCUUUUAGAUUUCUAAAUCCAGAUAAAGAGACGGUAACGCCUUUAUGUUCGAGUAAUGGUUUAGUCUUAUGUGCCAAGAGGAUAAAAAUUAAGUGGCAUUAUUAUGUUUGUAAUCCACUCACCCAAAAAUCGUUUUUACUUCCUAUACCACCAAUACCUCAUUUGAAAAGUGCAACCUGUUUCACAUGCGAGAUUUCUUCUGUAUCCACAACAUACAAGGUUUUGCGUAUACCCCUCCCAGAUAAAAAGAGAUGUGACAGUUACAAAUAUCAAAUUCAAGUAUAUGCUCCUGGUUUUGAGAAAUGGAAAGUCUAUCAUAUUCCUGCUGCUCAAGGUGUCAAAUGGGGACUAACUAACUAUGACAGUCCUGUAGUUAUGCAAGGUGAAAUGUUCUAUUGGAUGGAAAAGAGAGAGACAAUCAUAGCUUUCAGUGAAACUGGUGUUUCUGAACUUAAUUUACCUGGCUUUGCUUAUAAUGUUAGUAAUUUAGUGCGCUGUCUUGGGGAAUCCGAAGGAAUGAUCCUUUAUGCUCGUAUUAGAAGACGAAUUGAAAGAGAGACUUUAGAACUAAGUGUUUGGGAGCUCAGGGAGGAGAACUUCCUCUUGUUGCACAAAAAUAUUCCAUUAUGUGGUCUCUUUGCAAGAAUGAACAGCAAAUUGGAUGGUAUUUUAUUGAAUAAUGGUUGGGGUGACCGAAUCCAGGUCAGUUUUAGUCCGGCAGACCGAAAUGUUAUUCUGAUUGGUUGCGAAAAUUAUGUUUGGAUGUACAACAUAAACACCAAAGUAUAUUCUGAGCUCCGCCAACCUUGUUCCGCCACUGACAAUUAUUCACGUAGUUGUCCACCUUUAGCAUUGAAGGCAAUGCCGACGAUAGUUCCAACUUGAGAGACGUAGCCCCAUACUGUUAGUAUAUUGAGAGGAUCUGAAAAUAAAUAUGAAGAACAUCACGGUGUUCGGAUACAGGAGGACCAUGCUCUUGUUAUCGCUGCUCAGCUAUCCAGUCAGCAUAUUACUGGUAUCUUUCUUGCUCUUGCUGUGGCUUACUAUCGGUAUCAGUUACGUUGAUUUGUGUUUGAGUAUAUAGACUAAGAUUAUACUGUUAAUCCCAGCAUGUUUGGUAAUUUGUGUUGAAUAUUGGAUAUAUCAUCAGUCACAUGGACUACUACUAAACCUCUUGGUGCUUCAUAGUUGUUCUUCGGGAUGUGCAGAUUAGUAAAUUUUGUCUUGCUUCCUUAUUGUUAGAUAUUGUUGUCUGACUAGCUGCAAUAUUCUAGUUAGUUUGUGUAUUGAAUGGAAGAUGUUGGUUUCUGGUGUCUCUUUUGGGAAUCGUCUGCCUGACAAGGCAAUUGAUUUGGUUGAUGAAGCAUGUGCAAAUGUAAGGGUUCAGCUUGGUAUUGGUCAACCUGAGGAGAUAGAUAAUUUGAGAGAAAGCGGAUUCAAGUAGAAGUUGAACUUAAUAGGUUUUCUCAAUAGUGUUGUCUUGCUUUGUUAUGCUCCCACUUUAUAUGUUCGAAAGAAGCUGGAUGAUUUGGGAAACACCAUUCUGCCAUUGUUGGUGACGUACAAGAAAGAGAAAGCUUUAAUUUAUGAAUUUCGAAAACUUUGACGGAAAAGACAGGAAAUAACAGUUGCGGUUGACCUAAAAAUAAAGGGGAUCUUGUUAAAGCUGCAGACUUGCAGUACGGGGUUCUUCAAGAAAUAGAAGUUGCCUUAACCAAUCUUGAAGGAAGCAUUGGUGAAAACUCAAUGCUUACGGAGGCAGUGAGACCUGAACAAAUUGCAGAAGUAGUAAGCUGUUGGACCGGUAUUCCAUUUACGAGACUCGGGCAGAAUGAAAAGAAAAGAUCGAUUGAGAUUGGUGAGAGGUUGCACAAGAGAGUAGUUGGAUAAGAUCAAGCAGUAUCUGCAAUGGCAGAGGCUAUUUUGAGGUCUAGGCUGGGCCAGGUCGACCACAACAGCUGACAGGAUCAUUCCUCUUCUUGAGACCAAACUGGUGUUGGUAAGAUUGAGCUAGUGAAAGCCCUUGCUGAACAGCUCUUCGAUGAUGAGAACCUUCUUAUCAGAAUAGAUAUGUCUAAAUACAUGCAACAACUCUAGGUGUCUCGGUUGAUUGGAGCUUCUCCUGGAUACGUGGGCCAUGAAGAAGGUGGGCAGCUUACAGAAGUUGUAAGGAGGAGACCUUACCGUGGUUAUAUUGUUUCAUGACGUUGAGAAGGCUCAUACUUCAGUUUUCAACGCCCUCCUCUAAGUUCUUGAUGAUGGUAGACUGACUGAUGGCCAAGGACUCACGGUUGACUUUAACGAUUCAGUUAUCAUCAUGACCACAAACCUUGGAGCCGAACACUGGACUCAUGGGCAAUGCACAAUGCAGACAGCAAGAGAGAGAGGGUGAUGCAAGAGGUGAAAAAGCACUUCAGGGGCCAGAGCUGCUUAAUCGACUUAACAAAAUUGUCGUCGGCGAUCAAUUGAGGAAAGUAGGCAGAUUUCAGAUGAGAGACGUGGCUUCUUGCUUGGCUUAGAGGAGAAUUGCACUAGCCGUGUCAGAUGCUGCAUUGGAUUUGGAUGUUGUACUGACUGAAAUCUACAUUCUGGUUUACGGUGCUAGACCAAUCAGGAGGUGGCUAGAGAAGUGGUGACAGAGUUGCCAAAAAUGCUUGUUAAAGAGGGGGUUGAUGAGAACUCUCCUGUGUAUACUAAUGCAAGUAUAGAUGGAAAUGAAUUUUCUCAUCGAGUGCAUCAUACAGGGUAAUAAGAUAUUGACAAAAAUAAAAUGCUUCUCUUUUUAUUAUUGCCAAUCAAGAAGCAUCUCACAGCUUAGAUAUGCUGUCCUCUUUGACUUUUAGGCACAGCUAUUGUCUUCCUCUUCCGACGGGUAGUCUAACAUCAUCCGGUGGUCCUAUAAAUGUCUUUACAUUUUCUUUUCCUAGUGCUUGCAUUGAGACGAAACUGUUGACAUGUGAUAAUGGUGUUCGCCAUAUCCCUAUGUGUACAUCUCCAGAUCUCUGUUGAAGUUGUUUAUUCUACCGAAUAUGUGCAUGAUAAUCAACUAUAACUG